CCAGAGCCAACUACUGUGCUGCUGCCUCCCGCUGCAGGAGUGCAGCGUGUCUCCUUACCCAGGCGUCUCGGCUCCGGGAGCCCUAGUCCGGAGUGGGCCGUGGUGGACUAGGAACAGGCUCGCAGGGAGGGGGUCUGCACGGCCACAGUGGAGCUCGGGGAGUCGGGGAAGGUUCCUGAGACCUUUGAUGACAUCACCCUGUACUUGCUGCAGGAAGAGUGGAUGCUGCUGGGUAAGCCACAGAAGGACUUCUCUACUUCUGACAAGCUGACAGCACUUCUAGGAGAAUCCCACGUGAACUGUAUGGAAGAGAUAGACAAGCAGGGUUUCACCAGAGAGGAAGGAUAGUACCUGCCACCUCAAAAGAAAGCUUGCCACGCUCACUUCAAUACAGAGAGCAGCACAACAGAGGAAGACUGGACAGGAGGAAGCAAGAAACCCCCAAAUCCUUGCUCUAUCCAGAAGAUGUGGUUUACAAAGUUCCCGUGGUUGAUCAUGAAUGACAAACAGACAGCUCUGUUUUGUGCUAUCUGCUGAGAAUACCCAUCUGUCAAGGACAGAAGGUCACGAUUAAUAGAAGGCUACACGGGACCAUUCAAGGUGGAAACUCAAAUACCACGCCAAGAGCAAGGCCCACAUAUUCUGUGUCAGUGCCCCAAGGACCCCAUCUGGGCAGCCCACCUUCAGAGUCUCAGGGAGAGUCCUGCAGAUAUCCUGGCUAGCCCUGAAACCUCCUCACUGAAGAUGACCCCAUACUCUACCUGCCAGGGCCUCUGGGGGGCUUAGAUGGCCUAGGUGAGCUCCUGUCUAGCCCAAGAGCUGAACCAGAGGACACUUCAGGGAGUGGAGCCAUCCCUGCAUUAUAUUUAGACUGCGAGCCAGAUCUGAGGCAAAAAGAAAUUGGCAAUGACAUCUUCAGUCCCUCAAAUAGCAGCACAUUAUUUAAGGACAGUAUUGAUUUCUGUAGCCAGAUAGGAGUUCUCUGUUUAACUGCCUUCGCUAUCCAGGAGCUUGCUCUGUAGACAGACUGGCCUCCAACUCACAGAGAUCUGCCUACCUCUGCCUCCUGAGUGCCGGGAUUAAAGGAACCUCCUGACCAGGAGUGGCCGAAGAACUCCAGGGUGUCUGGGGAGCUCCCUGCAACGUUUGAGGACUUGGCCGUAUAUUUAACCUGGGAGGAGUGGAGCCUGCUAGACAAGCAGCAGAAGGAGCUCUACAGGGAUGUGAUGCAGAUGAACUAUGAGCUGCUGGCUUCCCUGGAUGUACCUAGUGAUUCCUACUGUGGAGGAUGAAGACAUGGCCUCUUACGCCACCCAGGUCCACUUCUCUCCCUCCAUCCUCUCAGAACAGGAACAGCAAACUUUUAUGAUUACAUCAAUGGAGAAAGAAUAUGGUGGCAGCGAGAGAAGUCCACAGCCAGACCCAGGCCUUAGCUAUGGAGUCUGUCUCACACCCAGCCUCUGUGGAGACAUACAUCGAGCACUGCCCUCCCAGCAUGGGUGGCGGAGAAGUGGGUGGACCCAGGAAUGUCAAGAGCACAUCCAGGCCCCGUUCCAUUCAGAGGUCAUGGUUUGGUCAGUUUCCCUGGUUAGUAAUGGACUCCAAAGGGAUGAAGCUGUUCUGCUCUUGUUUGCAUAGAAAGACCAACUCUCCACGACAAGUCGUCCUGCUUGGUCCAAGGCUACACUGGGCCUUUCAAAGUGGAAACUCUAAAAUAUCAUGAGGUCAGUAAGGCACACAAACUGUGCGUCAACACCGUGGAGGUCAGAGAUGACAGCCUUCAGCCUGCUCUCACCCCAGAGAUCUCCAGUGGCCUCAUGGCCCACAUGGAGAACUUCUUCAAAGCUACCUACUCCAUUGUCUACCACUCCAGGCCUCUGAAUGACUUCCAGAAGGUCUUGCAACAGUUCCAGAACAUUGGCACCAUGCUAUUAGGCAGGUACCGGAACCGCACUGCCUGUACCCAGUUCAUCAAGUGUAUCUCCGAGACUCUGAAGAAGGAAAUCCUAAGAGAUAUCCGGAACUCCCCGUGUGUGAGCCUGCUAUUGGACAGCUGCGUUGACUCCUCCAGCCAGGCCUGCGUGGGGAUAUACAUGCGCUACUUGAAGCACACGGAGGUGAAGGAGUCCCACAUCACCCUGGCCCCUCUCUCCAGUGAGACAGUAGAUGGGUACUUCGAGACCAUCAUUGCUGUCCUUGAUGAGCUGGACAUCCCUUUCUGGAAGCCUGGCUGGGUGGUGGGCCUGGGGACUGAUGGGUCUGCCAUGCUGAGCUGCAAGGGAGGCCUCAUGGAAAAGUUCUGGGAGAUCAUCUCUCAGCUGCUGCCUGUGCACAGUGUCGCCCAUCGGCUGCACGUGGCUGUGGUGGAUGCCUGUGGUAACAUUGAUCUGGUGAGGAAGUGUGACGGGCACAUCCGGACUGUCUUCAAGUUUUAUCAGUCCUCAAACAAGAGGCUCAGUGAGCUGCAGGGUGUUGCAGUCCCGCUGGAGCUGGAAAUCAUUCGCCUGAAGGACUUGAACGCCGUCAGGUGGGUGGCCAGCAAAAGGCGCACUCUGAAUGCAUUCAUCGUGAGCUGGCCUGCCCUGGCUGGGCAUCUCCAGAGUGUGGUGGAGGCCGGGGGCCAGAUUGGUCAGAGGGCCAAAGGCAUGCUGAAGCUGAUGAAGGGCUUCCAUUUCAUCAAGUUCUGCCACUUCAUUUUGGAUUUUCUGAGCAUCUUUAAGCCUCUGUCUGAGGUAUGCCAGAAGGAUCUUAUGCUGGUCACAGAGCUGAAUUCGACCCUGGGGCAGGUCUAUGUGAGGCACUGGAGAGUCUCCACCGACAGGCAGGGCCUAAAGAAGAAGAGUUCAAUGCUGGCUUCCAGGAUGGGCAGUUCCAGGGCAUCUUCCUGAACAGAGUAGAGAUGGCUGAGCAGCAAUUCCAGGCAGACAGAGAGAGAAUGAUCCUGAGUACCUCCAGCAGAGGUUUGGUACAUACCGGCUGGCACAGCUCAGGAACAUGGAGGUGUUAGACAGCAUGGCCUGGCCUCGCGGGACCGAUCUGGCCUGCUUCGGGAAUGGUGGCAUUCUUGGCCUUGCCAGGUACUUUGCACUUUCUCUCCCAGCGGGAUACAGCGAGGAAGCGCUGCUGAAGGAGUGGCUGAGCCUGAAAGCAGCUACCCGCAACCUUCCAUUCUCCGAGGUGUGUAAGAGCGCCCUAACUCAGCACUGCCGAUUCCCUCUGCUGAGCAGGCUCGUGGCUGCGGUGGUCAGUGUGCCCAUCUUCCUGUUGCGAACGGGGGUUCAAGGCCAUGAGCAGGAUCAGGACAGAUGAGAGGUCUCCAAUGAGGUGCUCAACACACUCAUGAUGACAGCAGUGAAUGGGGUGGCAGUUACAGAGUAUGACCCUCAGCCAGCCAUCCAGCACUGGUAUCUGACCUCUUCAGGAUGCCGCUUCAGCCAUAUCUAUGCCUGUGCCCCGGUGCCUACCUACUCCCAUGCCAGUAAGUAGGCAAAAUCAUCAGUAUGGGAAACAGGAGCCCCACGUGCUCCCAGUUCUACACUGAGCCAGAGUCUAAGCAAGUCAGCCCACAAAGGAGGGGCCUGUGGAGUACUGCAGAGUGCUUGAGCAGAGACUCAUCUCCUACUUCACUGUCCGUUUGUGGUGCCAGGGCCGUCAGGCUCCCUGCAGAGCCUUGGUCACCCCGAUACUGAAGCCCGCUGCCAAUGACCACAGGCUCAGAGGUAAAAUAACAGUGGGAACAGUGGGAACAGUGGGAAGAUGACUGUCUAGAAAAGCAGGAGACAAACCCUCUGUGUUCCCUCUGCAGUGUGGAGAGGGGAAGGAGGUUUGUCAUCUCUGCUCUUCCCUGCAGAGCCACUUGCAGGAAGGAGCUAGAGACAGAAGAACUAUCCUGAAGAAGCAUACAACCCAGCUAGAGAGACCUGUGGAGAGCCGCAGCUGCCACCCUAAAGCAUUGCGAUAAACAAGCCCUUAUUUGGAAAAGCUGAGUGCCUCCAGUUUGUGAUGCAAGCUGGCAUGAUUUCCCGCAGCCUAUUAUGCUUUG
This is a messenger RNA of Mastomys coucha (southern multimammate mouse), 4042 nucleotides long. It is a transcript of the gene Znf862, whose product is annotated as zinc finger protein 862. The record is from RefSeq and is a predicted model, not a curated record. The transcript is spliced from 7 exons. Lineage: Eukaryota; Metazoa; Chordata; Mammalia; Rodentia; Muridae. Bases 1818 to 2888 code for a protein of 356 amino acids.